CACACACACACACACACACACACACACACACACACACACUACGAGCGUUUGUACUCCAACUCAUGAAAUUUUAAAAGAUUGUAAGUCGUCCGUCAAUCGAGAGUAUAACAAAAAGCGGUUGGCAUAUGAAGAAUUCUCGGGUUCUUCUUUAUUGUGAAGCAGAAGGCAAUCCUCCUCCUCUUAUCACUUGGUCUUGGAAGAAAGGACGCACCAUUACCAACUGUACGAAGAGAAUGAGCGUUCUUCAGGGUGGACGUUUCCUUGUAGUGGAGAGAAUGAAAGCUGAUAUUCUAGUCGAUAUACUUGUACUGCAUCCAACAUAGUAGGAGCACGGAAGGAAGUUGUGCAAACGUUGAUGAUGGAGCGUCCUACCGUUAGUGUACUUGACAAAGUGACGGUGAAGGAAAAUACUGCUGUACGUUUGCCUUGCAACGUCACCGGCAGUCCGGAACCCGAGAUAAGGUGGAUGAGAAUGAAAGACGGCGUUUACUUGCCAGAGCAUUCGGUCCGGUCUGACGGUGUGCUCGAGAUAGAGAAAGCAUCGAGGUCGUGGACAGGUAACUACGCGUGCGAAGCGCACAAUCGAGCAGGAAAAAGAAGAAAAGAAACGAAACUGGACGUUCUGUAUCCUCCUCGUAUUGUCACGGGACCGGGAAGAGUCGAGGUACCGGUCGAUCGUCGAGGCAAUGUGUUGCGCAAGAACGUCGAACUCUCUUGUAUCGCCGAUGGCAACGAGACUCCUACUAUUACUUGGUUCUAUCGGAACGCUCCUCUGGAACCUGGACCUAUGAUAUGGCAAAUAGAAGGACUCGAUUACGUUCCUGUGGCGACUAUUUCUAAUGAUAAAAACCGAUCUUUGCUAACGAUAGAAGAUGUUCACGAGCUCGUGCUACACGAGUAUGCGUGCAGGGCAGAAAACAGUCAGGGAAUUGACGUGGCGUACGGCAGACUCGUCAAGAGGUCAAACUCUUAGUUGGAGUCGAGAGAAAAAGGAAGGAAGAAUGCUCAACGACUUGCUCUUAGAUACUUUGUCACAUUACAUGCAUGGACUUGUAGCUAUAGUAGAGACACAAACAUUCUGAUAUCGUAAAGUUGUAGUAAUUAGGUAGCACCGUACAACGUUUCUACUUUUGAUGACUGUAAUUUACUGACUAUAGUUGUAUUUAACUAAUUAAAGUUAGUUGGGAUCAUACUAAAGAAAAUUUA
Molecule: messenger RNA, 1206 nt
Organism: Corticium candelabrum
Lineage: Eukaryota; Metazoa; Porifera; Homoscleromorpha; Homosclerophorida; Plakinidae
Product: lachesin-like
Exons: 3
Coding region: 356-973 (205 amino acids)
Biological process (GO): synapse organization; homophilic cell-cell adhesion
Cellular component (GO): neuronal cell body; plasma membrane; axon
Molecular function (GO): axon guidance receptor activity
Source: RefSeq, a predicted model, not a curated record